AUGGCAAAAAAAGCAUUUGAAAGAAAUAAAGAACACGUUAAUAUAGGGACUAUAGGACAUGUUGAUCAUGGUAAAACUACUUUAACAGCUGCUAUAGCUACAUAUUUAAAUAAAAAAGGAUUAGCUGAAGCUAAAGAUUAUGAUUCAAUAGACAACGCUCCUGAAGAAAAAGAACGUGGAAUUACAAUAAACACUUCACAUAUAGAAUACGAAACCGAAAAUCGUCAUUAUGCUCACAUUGAUUGCCCGGGGCACGCUGACUAUAUUAAGAAUAUGAUUACUGGAGCCGCUCAAAUGGAUGGUGCUAUUCUAGUGGUAGCCGCUACAGAUGGGCCAAUGCCGCAAACAAAAGAACACAUUUUGUUAGCACGUCAAGUAGGUGUUGCUAACAUUGUUGUUUAUAUAAAUAAAGUUGAUAUGCUUGAAGGUGAAGAAGAAAUGAUUGACUUUGUUGAAGAAGAAAUUAGAGGAUUGUUGGAUAAAUAUAAUUACGAUGGAAAUGCUACUAAGUUUAUUCGCGGGUCUGCUUUAAAAGCAUUGCAAGGUGAUCCUAAACACGAACAAUCAAUCGCUGAUUUAAUGGCUGCAGUUGAUAGUGAAAUCCCUACCCCUGUACAUAAUUUUGAUCUUCCAUUCUUAAUGGCUGUUGAAGAUGUUUUCUCUAUACCAGGACGUGGGACAGUUGCAACUGGUAGAGUUGAAAGAGGAAAAAUCAAAAUAAAUGAUAAAGUUGAAAUUGUUGGUUUGAGAGAAAAAGCUGAAUCAGUGGUUAUUGGUAUAGAAAUGUUCCAAAAAACUUUGAACGAAGGGCAAGCUGGAGACAAUUUAGGUAUAUUACUUCGUGGGAUCGAUAAAAAUGCUAUCGAAAGAGGUCAAGUAAUUGCUGCUCCUCCUAAUUCAAUUCAAGUUAAAUCUAAAUUUAAGUCACAAGUAUAUGUUUUAAAUAAAGAAGAAGGUGGACGUCAUACUCCAUUUUUCAAAAAUUACAAACCUCAAUUUUAUUUUAGAACUACUGAUGUAACUGGUUCAAUUGAAUUACCUAGUGGUGUUGAAAUGGUUAUGCCAGGUGAUAAUGUUGAAUUAGUGGUUGAAUUAAUUUCACCAAUUGCCAUCGAAAAAGAAACAAAGUUUUCAAUUCGUGAAGGUGGUAAAACUGUAGGUCACGGAACUGUUACUGAUAUUUUAGAUUAG
This is a messenger RNA of Stegodyphus dumicola, 1191 nucleotides long. Its product is annotated as elongation factor Tu-like. Lineage: Eukaryota; Metazoa; Arthropoda; Arachnida; Araneae; Eresidae. The record is from RefSeq and is a predicted model, not a curated record.